AAGUGGAGUUGCGAGACCUCGCAUUCAUAUCCAUGAAGUAUUUGGAGAAACUGCGAAGUUUCCUGAAGAUUUGAGAGAGAUUUCCUCUAAACCAUAUUUAGGCUAACUCUGCACGGUGCAUUUACCAAGGAUCUGGAGAGACACAUUUGCAACUUGAGGAAUACGUUUUCACUCCCGCUGACGUUCGUUUCCUGCUACUAUUUCGAAGGAUGGAUCCGGUUCAACUCUUCUCCCGUUAGCGGUGGUUUUAUGCAGCCCGUUUUACCGCCCCGUUUUCAUGGACCUCACGAUCAAUGAUGACUAUGAGUUCGAUGCCUGACAGUUUGGUCGCUCCGGACCCGUCCAAAUCCGCCUUUCUGGAGUUCGGUCACGGUUUCCCCACGCACCAGCAGCACGCCCCCGCAUUGCCGCGCAGCCACUAUCCGGUUCACGGACUGCACGCCGGUGGACACGCGCAGCACGAGAGCCCCUUCUCCCCGAGCGCGGGCUCGUACGGACGCCCGGUGGGAUACUCGUACCCGAGCGCGGUCCCCACUCACCACCCCAGCUCCUACCUGCCAUACCAACACAACAACCACAGCAACGCGUUGGGACACUCAAGACUAGAAGAUACCGAUCACGACAAGCCGACCGUCAUAGAGAAUGGAGAGAUUCGCAUUAACGGCAAAGGGAAGAAGAUCCGGAAGCCCCGGACCAUCUACUCCAGCUUGCAGCUGCAGGUGCUGAACCAGCGCUUCCAGCAGACGCAGUACCUGGCGCUGCCCGAACGCGCGGAUCUGGCGGCGAAGCUGGGCCUCACGCAGACGCAGGUCAAGAUAUGGUUUCAAAACAAACGCUCCAAGUACAAGAAGAUCAUGAAACACGGCUCGAGCGGACCGGAAGGGGAGCACCUAAAUUCCACCUCGUCCAUCUCGCCCUGCUCGCCGGGACUUCCGCCCCUCUGGGACGUGGCCAUGGCGGGGAAAGGGGCGCCGAUGCACGCCGGCGGCUACAUGAACAAUUUCGGACACUGGUACCCCAACCAUCACCAUGACUCUAUGCCACGACCGCAAAUGAUGUGACGGAUCAUCUCAGUUAUAAAACUCCAUCGCGCGACGUUGGAUUAUAAUCAAUAUUCCUGAAUGUGUGAUUCGCCUGCCUUAUCCUAAGAACUGUUUUUUGUUUUUUGUUUUUUGUUUUUUUUUAGAUAUAUGUAUAUAGCCUACAUAUUAAUCUUUUUUUCCUCAUUACAUACUUUUAAUGUGGACCUGUAACUAAAACUGGACUGUUUUCGUUUUUGAAUGACAACUGUUCGUUUGGAAUGUAAAGACCUUCUUGUUUUGGAAGUUGGAGAGUUGAAUACAUAUUUGGAAAUAAACAAACACUCGGCCUAA
Messenger RNA from Conger conger (European conger), 1373 nucleotides. Its product is annotated as homeobox protein Dlx4a-like. Bases 294 to 1061 code for a protein of 255 amino acids. The record is from RefSeq and is a predicted model, not a curated record. Lineage: Eukaryota; Metazoa; Chordata; Actinopteri; Anguilliformes; Congridae. Gene Ontology annotation, molecular function: RNA polymerase II cis-regulatory region sequence-specific DNA binding; DNA-binding transcription factor activity, RNA polymerase II-specific. The transcript has 3 exons. Gene Ontology annotation, biological process: cell differentiation; embryo development; negative regulation of transcription by RNA polymerase II.